Molecule: messenger RNA, 372 nt
Organism: Cricetulus griseus (Chinese hamster)
Lineage: Eukaryota; Metazoa; Chordata; Mammalia; Rodentia; Cricetidae
Source: RefSeq, a predicted model, not a curated record
AUGAUCUUCGUGCGUGGAAUCGCAGUUCUCCUGACUUUGGGUAUCGUGGGUGAUGCUAAGACGACGCAGCCAAGUUCAAUGGAAAGUACUGAAGAAGAAACUGUACACUUGCCGUGUAGCCACUCUACCAUCAGUGGGAACGAGUAUAUUUAUUGGUACCGACAGGCUCCUCUUCGGGGUCCAGAAUACGUCAUUCACGGUCUACAACAAAAUACAAGCAAUAGAAUGGCCUUUCUGGCUAUUCCCUCUGACAGAAAGUCAAGUACCUUGAUCCUGCCUCAUGUCAGCCUGAGAGAUGCUGCUGUGUACCACUGUAUCCUGAGAGUAGCACGCUGUGACAGACCGGGCUGCACCUGUGCAAUAUCUCCCUGA